CUUUCUUAAAAAUUAUUUAAUCUAUAAAACAAAAAUAAUUAUAAAUAAAAAUAAAUAAUACAUAUUUAUAACAAAGGUGAAAAGGAAACAAAUAAAGGGGAAAGAAACCAGGACAGCUUUAUAUACGUCGAAGAAUCAGGGUUUUCAGGACAAUACCGAGUUUCGCUCUCCGUCUUCUAUCAAGAAUAUGCAAGAAGCAGCGUUAGGUAUGAUCGUAGGCGGAGGAGGAGAAGGAGACGCAGCCGUGGCGGCGGAGCAGAAUAGACAAAUGAAAGGUGAGAUAGCUACACAUCCCAUGUACGAGCAGCUUUUGGCCGCACACGUGGCAUGUCUGAGAGUGGCGACUCCCAUCGACCAGCUUCCGAUCAUUGAAGCUCAGCUUUCUCACUCUCAUCAUCUUCUCCGAUCUUAUGCUUCGACAGCCGUUGGAUUCUCGCAUCAUGAUCGUCAAGAGCUCGACAAUUUCUUGGCACAAUAUGUAAUGGUGUUGUGUAGCUUCAAAGAACAGCUUCAACAACACGUGAGGGUUCAUGCCGUCGAAGCUGUGAUGGCUUGCCGUGAAAUUGAGAACAACCUCCACUCUCUCACAGGAGCGACAUUAGGAGAAGGUUCCGGUGCGACGAUGUCCGAGGAUGAGGACGAUCUUCAUAUGGAUUUCUCAUCUGAUAAUUCCGGCAUUGAUUUUAGCGGGGGACACGAUAUGACGGGAUUUGGUCCAUUGCUUCCGACUGAAUCUGAAAGAUCUCUUAUGGAAAGAGUCAGACAAGAGCUGAAACUCGAACUCAAACAGGGUUUUAAAUCGAGAAUUGAAGAUGUAAGAGAAGAGAUAAUGAGGAAAAGAAGGGCUGGGAAAUUGCCUGGAGACACAACAACUGUCUUGAAAAAUUGGUGGCAACAACAUUGCAAAUGGCCUUACCCUACUGAAGACGACAAGGCAAAAUUGGUGGAGGAGACAGGAUUACAGUUGAAGCAAAUCAACAACUGGUUCAUUAAUCAACGCAAGAGGAACUGGCACAGUAACUCUCAUUCCCUCACUUCCUUGAAGUCCAAGCGCAAACACUGAUCUCUUAUUACUGGUAUACAAUUGCCACUACAUUUACAUAUGCUACUUACAUUCCGCAGUAUAUAAUUCCAUUGAUCUAGUAAUAACGAGGUGUGAUUAUGAAUAUCAUGUACUUAGCUUAUUUUACAUCCCAACCACUAAAAGGUUUGUUCUUUAAGUGAUUUACUUGUUGUUAUUGGAUUGUGAUUCAAUACGUGUAUGUUUUACUUUUUACUGCGAUUCAUCACAACAACUUUCACUUUC
This is a messenger RNA of Raphanus sativus (radish), 1306 nucleotides long. RefSeq names its product homeobox protein HD1. The record is from RefSeq and is a predicted model, not a curated record. Gene Ontology annotation, biological process: regulation of DNA-templated transcription. NCBI's taxonomy places the organism in Eukaryota, Viridiplantae, Streptophyta, Magnoliopsida, Brassicales, Brassicaceae. Bases 188 to 1063 code for a protein of 291 amino acids. Gene Ontology annotation, molecular function: DNA binding. The transcript is spliced from 6 exons. Gene Ontology annotation, cellular component: nucleus.